Bombus pyrosoma is the source of this 1871-nucleotide messenger RNA. It is a transcript of the gene DMAP1, whose product is annotated as DNA methyltransferase 1-associated protein 1. Gene Ontology annotation, molecular function: transcription corepressor activity. Gene Ontology annotation, cellular component: NuA4 histone acetyltransferase complex; Swr1 complex; nucleus. Bases 387 to 1721 code for a protein of 444 amino acids. NCBI's taxonomy places the organism in Eukaryota, Metazoa, Arthropoda, Insecta, Hymenoptera, Apidae. The record is from RefSeq and is a predicted model, not a curated record. The transcript has 7 exons. Gene Ontology annotation, biological process: DNA repair; negative regulation of transcription by RNA polymerase II; chromatin remodeling.
GUAAUUGGAUUUAUUGGUUAUUCAAUCAGUAUCUAGAAAAAGUGGAAUUUUUACCUAUCACUUUCAAAAGAACUGAAUUAUUAUGUGAUAUAUAAAUGAAACAUUAAGUAGAAGCCUUUCGCGAGCAUAGAAAAGAUUAUGUGUUUUAUAACUGAUAUUACUUAUUAUAUUACGUAUAACUUCUAAUUUCAUUCAUUCCGCAACUAUAGAGGUGGGGGAAAUCUUCAACAACCUCUAGCGGAAUCAUUCAAAAAAUCCGUGCGAAUUUAGUCAGUUCGAGGAAGUAAUACAGCUUUGGGUGUUUGUGAAUCGCGAAUGAGGAGAAGGCGAAUAUUUAACAAUUAUAACAUCGAAUACUUUGGAUUGUAACAUAACCUCAAUGUAAAAUGUCUAAACACAGGAAGGACAAAAGUUUGUCGAAACUUGAUAGCAUGGCAGAUGUCCGCGAUAUAUUAGACAUCGAGGUACCUACCACAAGUGAGCUCACGAAGGAAUCAAUUAUAGGUAGUGACAAGAAAAAUCGUAAAAAAUAUGAAUACAAAGUGCCGAAGAGACCGGAGGGUAUGCAUCGUGAAGUCUUUGCAUUACUCUGUAAAGAUAAUACUGAUGUACCUCCACUAUUUCCAACGGAUACCGCAAAGGGAUAUAAACAAGUUAGAGCUAAACUUGGUAUGAAAAAAGUGAGACCAUGGAAGUGGACACCAUUUACUAAUCCCGCUAGGACAGACGGUGCUGUUUUUCACCAUUGGAGACGAGUUGCAGAUGCUGGAAAGGAAUAUCCUUUUGCUAAAUUUAAUAAAAAGGUUCCUAUUCCAACAUAUACUAAUGCAGAAUAUGUUCAACAUUUGGUUACAAAUGGUUGGACAAGAGCAGAAACCGAUCACUUGUUUGAUUUGUGUAGGAGGUUCGAUCUAAGGUUUAUCAUAAUCAAAGACAGGUGGGAUUGUACAAAGUUCCCUGCAAGAUCCGUAGAGGAUUUAAAAGAAAGGUAUUAUCAAGUGUGUGCAGCUUUAACAAGGGCAAAAUCUCACAACGACAAGGUUUAUAUGUUUGACGCUGAACACGAAAAACGCAGGAAAGAACAGUUAAAAAAAUUGUUUGAAAGGACACCGGAACAAGUAGAAGAGGAACAAAUGCUAUUAUCUGAGCUAAGAAAGAUCGAACAAAGGAAGAAGGAAAGGGAUAGAAAGACUCAAGAUUUGCAAAAAUUAAUAACAGCUGCCGAUCACCAAGCUGAUCCAAGGAAAAAUGAAAGAAAACCCGCAAAGAAGAGUGGAGCCUCUGCUCGAAGUAGACCAAACAAAGCUGAUACCUCUCAUACAGUAGAAUCCGCUGGAAUUAAGUUUCCAGAUUUUAAAAAUAGCGGUGUUUCCCUCCGUUCUCAGCGAAUAAAAUUGCCAAGUAGUUUAGGUCAAAAGAAAAUGAAGGGUAUCGAACAAAUGCUUAAUGAACUUCGUAUAGAGUUAAAUCCACCACCCACGGAGCAAAUAUGUCAACAAUUUAACGAAUUAAGGAGCGAUAUCGUUUUACACUAUGAACUUCGAAGCGCGUUAUCGACGUGCGAUUACGAGUUACAAUCAUUGAGGCACCAAUACGAAGCUUUAGCACCAGGGAAGACAUUAACGAUACCACCUGCCUUGUUACCGAAAAGCGAGCCGGAAGUUAAAGCAGACAUAAUAGAUGUGGUGGGUUCACCCAGUAUGCCAUCUGUUACUCACUAAUUUCUAUAAUAGCUUAGAACGACAAAAACUGUAAAUAAUUUCUUGUACGUUGAAAUGCGAUAUUCAAAUUAUUGACUAAUUGAUGUUUCUCUCCUUGUAUUAUUUCUUUUUACUCUUUAUUAGAAACGAUUAAAAGUAAUUUAAGAGAAA